This is a messenger RNA of Wasmannia auropunctata (little fire ant), 1272 nucleotides long. Its product is annotated as cytochrome P450 4c21-like. Lineage: Eukaryota; Metazoa; Arthropoda; Insecta; Hymenoptera; Formicidae. The transcript has 9 exons. Gene Ontology annotation, molecular function: iron ion binding; oxidoreductase activity, acting on paired donors, with incorporation or reduction of molecular oxygen; heme binding. The record is from RefSeq and is a predicted model, not a curated record. Bases 78 to 1097 code for a protein of 339 amino acids.
UUAAUCAUAUCUGCAUUUUGAUAUAAAAAUUAAUAUCAAGUUACACUGGCACCUUGUUUUGGUUAUAGCUCAAUAAAAUGUUGUUCGUAAAUGUAUUGAUUUGUUCGGCUAUUGUUUUAAUAAGUUAUUUCUUUUGGAACUUCUACCAAAAAGUGUUUUUUAUCAAAAGAUUAGACAAUGUACCAGGAUUAAAAACAUUGCCACUUAUUGGUAGUUUCUAUCAUCUUCUGAAAAAUUUUGAAGAUUUUCUGGAGGUUUUAGUAAAUAUACUUCAAGAUUAUCCAUCUCUUUGUCAAGUUUGGAUAGGCAGCAAGCUUUUAAUUCUUAUAUCCUCACCAGAUAUAGCAAAACUUGUCUUAAACAGCAAAAAUUGUGUGGAUAAAGCUAGUCUUUAUAAACUCGUAUCUCCAUUGUUUGGAAUGGGAUUACUUACUGCUCCUGAAUCCGUAUGGAAUCGAAUAAGAACAAUGACUGCACCAACAUUUAGUUCACAUAUGCUGCAACGUUUCUUUAAUACGUUUGUUGAACAAUCUGUAGCGCUUACAGAUGAAUUAGAAAAAGUUGGGUUAAAUGAAAACGAAAUUCUCUACGGAGAUCAUAUAGCAACUUGUACUUUGAGAAUUGCAUGUGAUGCUCUAAUGGGUGUCCAGUUGGAAUCAAAUAAAAACCUUCUACUUCUUAAACCAAUUGAGAGGGGGAAAAAAAUUCUUUUACAUAGAUUAAGAAAUAUACAUCUUUAUUUUUUUGAUACUGUGUUUAAUCUCUCUGCUAUGGGACGCGAACAAAAAAAGCUGCUAAAUGUGUUCCAUUCUAUUGUAGAUGAGAUGAUACAGAAAAGCAAAGAUAAAUUAAUACAACUGGAUACAACUAAGGACGAAGAGAAGCAAACUCAUAAAACAUUUUUUGAUAUCUACAUGGAUGCAAGCUGUAAAGAAAAUUUCACACAAGAGGAGAUUCGCGAUAACAUAUCAACAUUAUUAAUGACGGGCAGUGACACAAUCACUGUUACGUGUACUUUCGUUGUCUUCAUGUUGGCAAAUUUUCCAGAAAUACAAGUAUGUAUAACUUAUUCCAAGACAACUGAAUUUACUAGUUAAAUAAAUGAAGCGUACCGUUGCGUGAUAUAAUCGAAAAAUGUGAAAGAUAUAUUUUAUAUUGUUAGCCAAAAGAUGUGUUUUCUAAUUUAAAAUAGAUCAUUUAUGUUGUGAAAAUUGUAAACAUUGCUUUGUUUUUAUCCAAACAUUAUAUUAAUAUAAAUUUAUUGCUAACAUA